UCUCCCUCACACACACAAUUUUCUCUCUACAUUUUCCUUUCGCUUCCAGAAUAUAAACCAUGCCUGCUCAAGUGAUGCCCGAGAAAAGCCUUCAAGGCCUCCAUCUCUUGGGAAGAGAAAACAAUUCUUCUCCUCAUCCAAAAAGGUUGGACGGAAAAAUUGCAAUUGUGACAGGAGGCGCUAGAGGGAUUGGAGAGGCAACAGUGAGGCUUUUUGCCAGACAUGGUGCCAAAGUAGUCAUUGCAGAUGUUGAGGACAUACUUGGAGCUGCGCUUGCUAAUUAUUUGUCUCCUUCAGUCACGUUUGUUCAUUGCGAUGUUAGCCUGGAAGAAGACAUUGAAAACUUAGUAAAUUCAACAAUUUCCCGCUACGGGCAGCUUGAUAUACUUUUUAACAAUGCUGGGGUGCUAGGAAAUCAGAAAAAACACAAGAGCAUUGUUGAUUUUGACAUCGAUGAGUUCGAUAAUGUAAUGCGAGUGAACGUGAGAGGAAUGGCACUGGGAAUCAAGCAUGCGGCACGUGCAAUGAUUCCGAGGGGUGGUGGGUGCAUCAUUUCCACUGCUAGUGUGGCUGGAGUCAUGGGAGGCCUCGGUCCACAUGCUUACACAGCUUCGAAGCACGCCAUUGUUGGGUUGACAAAGAACGCAGCUUGUGAAUUAGGCCGGUAUGGGAUUAGAGUGAAUUGUAUAUCUCCAUUUGGAGUGGCUACAUCCAUGCUUGUUAAUGCAUGGAGAAGCGAUGAUGAAGAAGAGGAACGCGACAUCAACUUUGGGAUUCCUUGCCAGCAAGAAAUGGAGAAGAUGGAGGAGUUUGUGCGAGGGCUUGCCAACUUGAAAGGUCCAACUCUGAGGGCUAAAGACGUUGCUGAGGCUGCUCUGUAUCUUGCGAGCGAAGAAUCUCAAUAUGUCAGUGGCCAUAAUCUUGUUGUGGAUGGCGGAAUUACAACCUCAAGAAAUUGUGUUGGCUUGUAACAACAUUUUCUCGCAUUUUCUUUUUAACUUUUCAUUCCUUACAGAUUCUCUCAAGUGUAAAUUUUCAGUUUAUCAAAUGA
This is a messenger RNA of Durio zibethinus, 1051 nucleotides long. Its product is annotated as short-chain dehydrogenase reductase 2a-like. Lineage: Eukaryota; Viridiplantae; Streptophyta; Magnoliopsida; Malvales; Malvaceae. The record is from RefSeq and is a predicted model, not a curated record. Gene Ontology annotation, molecular function: oxidoreductase activity, acting on the CH-OH group of donors, NAD or NADP as acceptor.